Molecule: messenger RNA, 2820 nt
Organism: Morchella importuna
Lineage: Eukaryota; Fungi; Ascomycota; Pezizomycetes; Pezizales; Morchellaceae
Exons: 7
Coding region: 1-2820 (939 amino acids)
Biological process (GO): tetrahydrofolate interconversion
Cellular component (GO): cytosol
Molecular function (GO): methenyltetrahydrofolate cyclohydrolase activity; formate-tetrahydrofolate ligase activity; methylenetetrahydrofolate dehydrogenase (NADP+) activity
Source: RefSeq, a predicted model, not a curated record
AUGGUUGCUGAGAAGAUUGACGGAACGUUGGUCGCGAAGAGGAUCAGGGAGAGAAUUAACCAGGAGAUUAAGAAAAAGCAGGAAACCUCAAGCAGGUUCAAGCCUAGUUUGACGAUUGUUCAAGUGGGCGAUAGAUCCGACUCUAGCACCUAUGUUCGCAUGAAGCUGAAGGCCGCUGAAGAAGCCAAUAUCACCUGUGACCUCAUCAAGCUUGAUGCCGAGAUUACUGAGGCUCAAUUGCUUGAGAAGAUCGAGCAGCUCAACAAUGACCCUUCAAUUCACGGUAUCCUCGUUCAGCUGCCUGUUCCUAAGCACAUUUCAGAGCCGGCUGUGACUGCUGCCGUUUCCCCAGCAAAGGAUGUAGAUGGUUUCGGAGCGAUCAACAUCGGUGAACUUGCUAAGCGUGGUGGAAACCCUCCUUUCGUCCCAUGUACCCCCCAGGGUGUCAUGGUUCUUCUCAAGGAGUACGGCGUUGACAUUUCCGGGAAACACGCCGUUGUUCUUGGACGUAGUGACAUUGUCGGAUCCCCCGUUUCAUACCUCUUGAAGAACGCUGAUGCUACGGUCACCGUUUGUCACUCGCGCACCAAGAAUAUUCAGGAUUUUGUCAAGCAGGCUGAUAUCCUUAUUGCUGCCAUUGGUCAACCUCAAUUCGUCAAGGGCGACUGGCUAAAACCGGGCGUCGUUGUUAUCGAUGUUGGUACCAACUAUAUCAAGGAUGCGACCCGCAAGUCUGGUGAACGUCUCGUCGGAGAUGUCGACUAUGAGUCUGCAAAGGAAGUUGCAUCCAAGAUCACCCCUGUCCCUGGCGGUGUUGGGCCAAUGACCGUUGCCAUGCUUUUGCAGAACGUCAUCACUUCCGCGAACCGUUUCUACGCAGAAAACUCUGCCAGGAAGACUACACCAUUGCCAUUGAAGCUUCUCAGCCCCGUCCCUAGCGAUAUUGCUGUAUCCAGGGCCCAGGUGCCAAAAAACAUCAAAAUCAUUGCACACGAGCUCGGAAUCUCCGACCAGGAGCUUGAACUAUUCGGCGCUUACAAGGCCAAGGUCAACUUGGAUCUUCUUCAACGAUUGGGUCACCGUAGGAAUGGAAAGUACAUUCUCGUUGCCGGUAUUACUCCUACUCCCCUUGGGGAAGGCAAGUCUACUACCACCAUGGGGUUGACCCAGGCUCUCGGUGCUCACUUGGGAAAGAUUGCUUUCGCCAACGUCAGACAGCCCAGUCAAGGACCUACCUUUGGUAUCAAGGGUGGUGCUGCUGGUGGAGGAUACUCCCAGGUCAUUCCUAUGGACGAGUUCAACAUGCACUUGACUGGUGAUAUUCACGCCAUCACCGCUGCAAACAACUUGCUUGCUGCUGCUAUUGAGACCAGGAUGUUCCACGAGAACAGCCAGAAGGACAAGGCUUUGUUCAACCGUCUCGUUCCCAAGAAGAGCGGAGUCCGCACAUUUGCCCCCGUCAUGUUCCGUCGUCUUAAGAAGCUUGGAAUUGACAAGACCAACCCGGACGACUUGACCCCCGAGGAAAUCACCAAGUUCGCAAGACUCGAUAUUGACCCAGAAACAAUCACAUGGCGCAGAGUCUUGGAUGUCAACGAUCGCCAUUUGCGGCAAGUUACCAUUGGCCAGGCACCAUCGGAGAAGGGACACACUCGUGUUACUGGAUUCGAUAUCUCAGUUGCUUCCGAGUGUAUGGCCGUUUUGGCCCUAUCGAACGACUUGCCGGACAUGCGUGAACGUCUUGGACGCAUGGUUAUUGGAACAAGCAGGUCUGGAGAUCCAGUCACUUGCGACGAUAUUGGUGCUGGUGGAGCCUUGACUGCACUCAUGAAGGAUGCCAUCAAGCCUAACCUUAUGCAAACUCUUGAGGGAACCCCAGUCUUUGUCCACGCUGGUCCUUUCGCCAACAUCUCUAUCGGUGCUUCCUCCGUUAUUGCCGACAGACUUGCUCUCAAGCUUGCCGGUACCGAAGAGGAUGAGGUUCACGAGGAUAAGGUUGGUUACGUCGUCACAGAGGCUGGCUUCGACUUCACCAUGGGUGGAGAGCGCUUCUUCAACAUCAAGUGCAGGUCCAGUGGUCUCACCCCAGAUGUUGUUGUUAUUGUUGCUACUGUCCGUGCUCUUAAGGUUCACGGUGGAGGACCUGAAGUCACUGCUGGCGCACCCCUUCCUGAAGAAUAUCGCACUGAGAACGUCGAGUUGCUCCGCAAGGGCUGUGUCAACUUGGCUAAGCACAUCGCCAACGCCAAAUACUACGGCAUUCCCGUCGUCGUUGCCAUCAACAAGUUCCACACGGACACUGAUGCAGAAAUCCAGUGCAUUCGUGAGGAGGCUAUCAAGGCUGGCGCUGAAGAUGCUGUCCCAGCUAACCACUGGGCCGAGGGUGGAAAGGGAGCUGUUGACUUGGCCAAGGCGGUUAUUGAAUCCUCCUCCAAGCCCAAGAACUUUAGACUCUUGUACAACACCGAGAUGUCCAUCGUUGAGAAGAUGGAGGCUAUUGCCAAAGAGAUGUAUGGUGGAAACGGUGUCGAGCUUAGCGAGCUUGCAAAGCAGCAGUGCGAGACCUACACCAGACAGGGCUUUGGACACUUGCCCGUUUGCAUUGCCAAGACCCAAUACUCGCUUUCUCACGACCCACUUCUGAAGGGUGCGCCCACUGGCUUUACCGUGCCAAUUCGCGACGUGCGUUUGUCGCCGGGUGCGGGUUAUCUGUAUGCGAAGGCAGCGGAUAUCCAGACCAUUCCUGGUCUGCCAACCGCUCCGGGAUAUCUCAAUGUCGAUGUUAAUGCGGAGACUGGUGAGAUUGAGGGAUUGUUUUAG